CACACAUUCCUGAAUGAAUACGAAUCUCGAUCCACUGACCAAAUGACAGACGUCAUUCGUGUGUCGCCCGAUAAAGGUGGUUUCAUUCGCGUCAAAUGUUUAGUAUAACAAGAGACACAGUCGCAGCAAUAUGUCCACCGAUCUCAAGGUAAACAUACCGUCAUUCACACUCAACAAUGGUUUGAAGAUACCUGCUGUUGGCUACGGCACGUGGGUCAAUGUUGAUAAAAAUAACCGCCUCUUAUUGGAAGAUAAGCCGAAAUUACUAGAGGCUAUGUCACACGCCAUUGACGUGGGCUAUAGACACUUGGACACGGCACACCUUUACCGGACAGAACCGGAAGUUGGCUGGGUAGUGCGGAAGAAGAUACAGGAAGGGGUGAUCACCAGGGAGCAAAUGUUCAUCACUACAAAGGUAUGGCAGCACAAUCACAGGCCGGAAGAUGUCGAGGCCUCGGUCCGAGGAUCCCUUCAGAGGAUGGGUCUGGAUUAUGUUGAUCUCGUGCUUAUGCACUGGCCUAUGGCUAUAUCGGUCGAGGGUGCGGAUGAAAAAAUUGAUUACAUUGAAAGCUGGCGCGGGUUCGAGUCCGUUUUAGACAAAGGUCUGGCAAAAUCUAUAGGCGUCUCAAACUUCAAUGCUCAACAGAUAGAGAGGUUGUUGAGGAACUGUCGAGUCAAACCGGUGGUGAACCAAGUUGAGUUAAACAUAAACCUGGCCCAAAAAGAUUUGGUGUCUUAUUGCCAGAAGAAUGACAUCCAGUGUGUCGCGUACACGCCCUUCGGUAGUAUGAUGUCGAGUAGAGAAGAUCCGAAUAAUGAAGGGACGAAGGUCGAUGACCCCCGGCUGACAUCCAUCGCCAAAAAACAUGGAAAAACUGUUGGACAGAUAGCACUCAGACAUUUGUAUGAACGCGGUUUGGUCGCUAUACCAAAAACGAUAACGAAGUCUCGCGUCGUGGAAAACGCUUCCAUCUUCGACUUCCAGCUCGAUGCAAGCGACGUUGAGACGCUAAACGCUCUCGACAACGGCUAUCGAACAGUUCGUCCGUUAUUCUGGCAAGAAUAUGAAUACUAUCCGUUUGAUCGUGUCGACGCCCCGAUACCGAAGAUACCGGAGCAAUACUUGAAGUGGGAAGAUGGCGGGAAAAUUGACAUCUGACAAAAAGACAUGUGACACUUGUUGAGAAUAAUUGAAAUAAUUACUAAUGCUUCA
Danaus plexippus (monarch butterfly) is the source of this 1213-nucleotide messenger RNA. Its product is annotated as aldo-keto reductase AKR2E4-like. The transcript is spliced from 7 exons. The coding region runs from base 131 to 1159 and encodes 342 amino acids. Gene Ontology annotation, cellular component: cytosol. NCBI's taxonomy places the organism in Eukaryota, Metazoa, Arthropoda, Insecta, Lepidoptera, Nymphalidae. The record is from RefSeq and is a predicted model, not a curated record. Gene Ontology annotation, molecular function: aldose reductase (NADPH) activity.